Molecule: messenger RNA, 3374 nt
Organism: Scatophagus argus
Lineage: Eukaryota; Metazoa; Chordata; Actinopteri; Scatophagidae
Product: Na(+)/H(+) exchange regulatory cofactor NHE-RF3-like
Exons: 10
Coding region: 327-1724 (465 amino acids)
Biological process (GO): protein localization to plasma membrane
Cellular component (GO): apical plasma membrane
Molecular function (GO): protein-membrane adaptor activity; signaling receptor binding
Source: RefSeq, a predicted model, not a curated record
CGUAUGAUUAGUUCUUAGUUAAAAGGCUUUGUUUAACACCAGGACAGAGACGGGGAGGGAGGAGCACUGAGAAUCCUUAUAAGGCUCCAGUUUUACAUGGAGCCAUCUUGUUUUGUCUUGUUGCUCAGAUUCAGUUUGCACUUUGACAGGAAAGGCUGAGGGGAAAGAAGCAGCAGCCACCAAGUCUACAAUGAAAGCUGGUGGUAAUCUCAUAACUGGUUCUGUACUUUUGGUUAAGAUUACUGCCCUUUUCUAACAAAGUUAUUAGUAUGGUAUAAUCAAUACUAUUGCAGUUCAUUGAUAAAUCAUAAGCACUGAAUAAAGGCAUGGAACUAAGCUCUGCUUCAGCUUACCUAAAUCUGAGUCCUUGUGAUGACGGCAGAACAAGAUUACAGCUCUCGGUGGCUGCCGGAAGAAACAACCAUGUUUCAUGUUUCAACCAUUGUCUCACUGUCUCUUCCACAGGCUGCCAGAAUGCAAUGGAAUUUCCACGUUUUACCUUCAAUCCAAAGGAAGGGAUUGAUAAUCCAGCUUUGGUCAUCACUGAUGAUCUUGAGCCUCAUCAGAGCCUAGUACCCAGACUAUGCCAGCUGAAACGUCUUGAGGGACAGCAUUUUGGCUUCCACUUGCGGAUGGACCAGAGCAGCGGGGCUUUUGAGAUCAGAGAUGUGGAGCCAUGGAGUCCUGCAGAGCACAGCGGCCUCAGAGAUGGAGACAGAGUGCUGGAAGUCAACGAGGAACAUGUGGAUAACAUGGACUUCUACAGGGUGGUUAGGAAAAUUCAGUCAUGCGGCUUGCACCUGUUUGUCCUGGUGUUGAGGAGAGAGGACUAUGAAAAGGCAGUGUCUAGUGGUGUGGACUUGAAGAGGCUGGCCAAGGCUUCUAAAGGGGACAGCUGGUCCAGACCAAGACUGUGUCACAUCAGCAGACACCCAGUGCAUGGCCUGGGAAUGAGCAUCAUCUCAGUGCCAGGUGAGAAGGGCCGGUACAUUGUGAGCACUGUGAAAGAUAGCGCAGCAGAGAAAGCUGGAGUCCGCACUGGAGAUAGACUGAUCUGGAUCAACGGAGUCAUGGUGUCAGCGCUCACACACACUGUUCUCAGCCGAAUUGUGAAGAAGAGCGGGGACUCAGUGACAGUUCUUGUCAUUGACAGUGAGAGUGAGUGUUCCUACAUCAGGAGGAAAAUGCCUAUCCUGCCUAUGGUGGCAGAAUGCUACAGCCUCCCACACUCUGCCAAGACCAUGCAUCUGGUUAAAGGACAUGAUGGAUAUGGAUUCCUGCUGAGACAAGAGAAACUGGCAGGCACUCAACGGAUAGUUCAUGUGUUGAGGGAGGUGGAUGUGGGGAGUCCAGCUGAGGUGGCCGGGAUGGAGGAUGGAGACCUGCUGCUAACAGUCAAUUGGGAACCAGUUGAGAACCUGGAGCAUGAGGACAUUGUCAGAAAAAUUAAACAGAGUGGUGAUAAAGUCACCUUCACCUCUACAUCUAUACCAGGACGAAACUAUUACAGACAGUUAGGCAUUUCUCCCCUGUUGUUCCAUGACCAGUGUACCCUCGAGAAUGACAGACAGCUGAUUGUCUCCCACUACAAUAAGAACCAGAAUGAAACUCCUGUGAGAAAUGGAGAGGAGAUCAGCACUGGUUUGCACUCAAAUUGUGUCUCAGACCAGUCAGGGCCUUUAACCACUCAGCUGUCAGAGAGAAUAACUGAUGCCUUGUUGUGAUGGUUGAACAAACAGAACAUGAAUGACCAAAACCAUGAGCAGAUGAGAAGGACGAGAAGCGCAGGUCUAAAGAAAUGAAUGAUUUUAUGGCGGACUGUGGUUAGAUGCUCAAAGAAGUUAUUCUUUUCCUAUUGUUUUUUUGUUGUUUGUUUUUUUAUCUUGUUUGUUUUUUUGUUUUAAAAUCACUCACCAAAAUCAGUGCAGUGAAACUGCCUUUAAGGACUUUUGUUUGGACACUGGACAAUCCUCCAAACCUUUAAAACCUGCCUUUUAUAAACUUGUUAUUAGAUUUCUGUUCCAUUCAACCCAACAAGAAGGGGCUUCAUUAUUAUGCGAAACAGGCAUUUAUACUGCAAAAGCCAGCUUGACAUAAAAAAAUAUAUUGACAGAAUUGCCAUUUCGAUUAAUUUGUAAAAAAAAAUAUUAUAUUAUUUUUGUCAAUCAUAAACAAUAAUCAUUACUGUGCAUGAAAUAUCAUGACAUAUCAUGAUAGCUCCAUCUAGAUAGAUAGAUAGCUGACAUAUAGUAACCUACUGUCUCUUGAUAGACUGUAUAAUGUACAAACUAUGAUAUAGUAAAUGUUUUGUGGUGUAAACAUAAGCUGUUUAUAGCACACAAUAAAGUAUUUCUGGCUUAAGCUAGUAAAAUAUGGUGGAACAGAUGCAAGAUUAUGAAUCAGACAUUUAACGACGUGUGGUCUUGUGCUGUGUGAAUUUGCCUUCAGUAUUUGAAUUCUAAGAAGUAUGGACAACAAGUUUUGGGCGUUCUUUAAAUGUCAAAUUUAAUGUUUUUGUCAUUUUCCAGAAGAAACCUUUUGAAUAGACAUCACACUUUACAAAAUGACAACUGUCAAGUGGAUAUCUAGUCCUCAUGUUUAAUUUACAGUGCUUGAACGCGGGGUUUAAUUUAUAGAUACAUCUGUGUACUAUAUAUACUGCAAGUUUUAAUUAAAUUACAAUGCAUCUGAUCAAAACAUCAAAUAUACAAACAUUAUUUAGGACAGCAAAUUGUAAGAAUCCAGGCAGUUCAGUAGUUGCAGAGUUGUCGUUAGUUUCUCACAUAAAUUUGUUGUUACACUACAGUGUUCCAAAAUAAGCAUCAUUUGAUUCAAGUACUUCAUUCCAACACAAAAUGAAACAUAUAGGAAACCAUCUACACAAAGAGUUCAUGGGGAGGGAGAGUGACAGCUUGUUCCACUGUUAGCUGUUCAUUCCUGAGAAAAUUCCCAUUCAGGUUCCAGAAUCCACAGCAUGUCUUUUUUUUCUAUUAUCUCCUGUUUCAAAAUAAUCUUUGUUGAAUAGGUAAAUGAUAAUCUGAAAAAUUACACACAGUGCUAGUGAUGUGCAGUAGUUUUUCACAAUGGGUUGGGGUGGAUUAUUCCAUGUCAAACUAUGGCAACAAGACACAAAUCAAAUUGGUAACAAAGCUUGUUAUAAGGCUAACAAUGUCCACAUAGAACUGGAUUCCAUUUUAUUUUUCAUACUUUUUGGGCAAUAUUGCAGUGGAAAAGAGAGCUCAAAACCCUGAAACUAGAGGAAACACAACUAUAUAGGAGAACAUAUUUUGACAAGAAAUAUAUCAAGUAGGGAAAAAAAAAAACAGAAAUGAAAAAAAUUAAAAACACAUUCACCAAUUUGACCAUCCACAUUU